This is a messenger RNA of Aspergillus pseudonomiae, 900 nucleotides long. RefSeq lists its product as uncharacterized. The coding region runs from base 1 to 900 and encodes 299 amino acids. NCBI's taxonomy places the organism in Eukaryota, Fungi, Ascomycota, Eurotiomycetes, Eurotiales, Aspergillaceae. The transcript has 3 exons. The record is from RefSeq and is a predicted model, not a curated record.
AUGCCUUCGAUCAUCAACGGACAGAAUAUCGAAGAUAUCUUCGCCGAAGAUCCGACCCUGCCCUCUCUCAAUCUAGCAUCUGUUGGCGGGGCAGAAAUUAGCUUGCCCUGGGCUAACAGCCCCGACAAUGAGCUAAUUGCAACUUUGACAGGGGGAUGUCAUUCUUCGAGGCUCGAAAGCGACGAUGCGAUAGCCCCAUUCAGAACAACAAACGCGUUCUCACAACGGACACUGGAUGAGAGGGUAUUUUUUUUUCGAAAUGACUCAGGCGCACAGUGUACGUUCCAUAAAGCUAUCACAUCAGACUCGAAGAGUUCGCAUGAACAUCUGAGUGUUUCGGGUAUGGUUAGUGCUGGGUGCAGUUUUGCCAAUGGUAGUAACGUGAAGGCCUCUCUUCACGCAACAAUUCGAACAGGAACCAUUUAUGUGGAUGGGCCUCGCUUCUCGCUGGAUGCAUUGGCGGAUACCCGACGGUCAUGCCAUGAUCCUUCCUACUAUUCGAAAAUAUAUGGCGAUUACUACGUGGAUAAUUUGAAGUUAGGGACCGGUGCAGGUGUGCCCCUCUCUUCUGCCACUAGUUCAUUGGAGCAAAUUGAAAGCCUCGAUAUCAAUGCCAAACUGUAUAUUCUCUGGUGGGAUAUUGAGAAGAACUAUCACACCGAAAGCAAAUAUUUCAAAUAUUGGUCUGAAUUCCACAUCACCGCAUACGAUACUCUGACGGGGUCGAAUGCCUCCGACCAGUCGCUUGACAAGCCUCCCCAAGGGGUAGCCCAGGAUUACCUCAAGCUUGCUGGUGAUUUGGAAUUUCGUCUCUGUGCUUCGGGACUGGUGGCUGAGAUUACUCUCAUGCCAUAUAGUCAAGUUCGGGACUACAUGGUAGCUAUCAAUAAGCCAGGUUGA